GACGUCAAACGCAGCUUGACCUACUUGUUGCCAUGGUAACCCACAGAGAGCGUCGGGGACCCUCGAACAAUCUAGAUUAGCUUGCUAGCUAGCUAGCUAAAUUGAGCCAUGGCUAGUUCACAGAAAAUCAAAAGCUUUUCUUGGCGAAACGACGACGAGGAGAGCAGAAUGACCAUGUUUGAUGUGUGUCACGGGGAAGUGAGAGAGAAGAUCGUGCUACAGCGGCUGAUUGUGAUUGCUCGGCUCCCCCCCGACGCUGACCCGACAGAACUGGGAGCUUAUUAUGAAAAACUCAACUUUCAGCUAAGCAAACAGUACAUAUGGGAUCACAUGACGGGCCUGCUGUUAAUUUAUCCAUCCUGUCUUCUGCAUGUUGUUGAAUCAUCCAGGGAGGUCCUGGUUUCUGUUUUGAAAGACCUUAAAGACAUGCAACAACAGCCAGCCGGGACCUUGCUGGAAGCUGCCAAGGUUGUGUUCAUGACACAUAACCCUCCAAACAGGCUGUUCCAACAGUGGAGCUACAAGGUGCUCAGUGCAGACCUGGGGACGGAGGUGACUAAGGGACACGAUGAAGAAGACGAGCACACAGAGACUCUGGUUUGCACUGUCCUGUCAGCGCUGCAGAACCUGGGCGAACGUCUUAAAAUAUCCAAGGCUGUUCCUGGGUCAGGGCUGGAGAAGUCUCCGGAGGUCUCUCAGUUUGUUGAGAAUGUCUCUCAGGACGUUGUCAAUAACCUUUUGGCUCGAGAGGAGCUCAUGACUCCGCAACAACACCUCCAGAUGUUCAACUCCCCAUUAAACAUCAGCAUGGACUUUGGACAAGUCAUGCGAAGCGGCUGCCUCACUACAGUUUAACACUUUGGACAAAAGGUCUAAGGAUGUGUUUGGCCUUCACUAAAGCACCUUGGAUGUGACUGAAGGCUUCCUAGCAGAUAGAAAUCACUGUGACAGUUAUACACCAGCAUUCAAUAAACUGCAGCACUUCUUUU
Molecule: messenger RNA, 989 nt
Organism: Etheostoma cragini (Arkansas darter)
Lineage: Eukaryota; Metazoa; Chordata; Actinopteri; Perciformes; Percidae
Product: testis-expressed protein 47
Exons: 9
Coding region: 109-855 (248 amino acids)
Source: RefSeq, a predicted model, not a curated record